This is a messenger RNA of Schistosoma rodhaini, 2974 nucleotides long. Lineage: Eukaryota; Metazoa; Platyhelminthes; Trematoda; Strigeidida; Schistosomatidae. The record is from the annotation of a GenBank genome assembly.
CUUUGGAGUUUAUGUAUGCGUAAGGCCACUCAUACAAGAGGCGGCCACUUCACACCUGUUGGGAAGUCGUACAGUGGCUCUUCGCAGGUCGUAGUCCUUUCAUCAUCAUCUCGUAACCUACUAGCUUCCGGGAAACAUUUUAAGUUAUUUUAACAGGGCCCUCAACAAUUUUUGGAUUCAUAGUCGAGGUGUUGUGUUAUUUCUUCUUUUUUCAAAAUAUGGAAUUUUUAUAAGGAUUUAAUCCGUAGUAGCCAGAAAAUGUCUGGGUUACCGAACCUCACACCAAUAAGAGUGGAGAAGGUCGCACCUCAAAUAACAGAAGUUUCUGAAGCUCAGAACAUAACAGUUGUGUCACGUUUAUCUCCUCGUAAAGGAAUUCAGUACACCCACCCAACUCAUAACUUUAUUGCUACCCCUCCUCGAGAUUCCGUUGUUUCAACUGGCUCUGUUGUUGUGAUUCGGCCAAUUAGCAAUGCUUCCACUCCAGUAAAUGUAACUGCUUCAGCUUCUUCAACAGGUCUAAAAAUUACUCCCAUUGUUCCGUUAAAAAUAUCAUCGAUUCAAUCUACGUCAAAUGUAUCUCGUUCGAAUUCCAUACCAACUCAAUUACGAAAUGCCUCGGUAUCAUCCCCUGCAAGGGCGAGCAACCUCAUUACUCAUUCUGUUCGUCCUCAAAAUGUUCAGUCAGGAAGUGUUGCACUUAAUGAAAUUCCUGAAAAAUUCAAAACAACUGAUGAAAAGCAAACGUCUCAACGUAAUGUUAUUAGAGAGAUGCAGGUCAGAGUUCCAAACAAGAAGGAUAAAAGAUUUAGUGUACUGCGUUUCCAUGCAGCUGACAGGCUUGAUUUGUCAUCAGCUCCUGAAGUUUUCAUGCAGCGUGAAAAUAAUCUGAAGGCUUAUCGGAGUUUGUACAAUACAACCGAAAUGCCAGACAGUGGUGCUGGUAGUGAAUUCGGCCGCGAAGCUAAAGAAGAAGCAAGAUUAAAAAAAUUUGGAGUUGUACGAGAGAGUUAUAAGCCAGAUGAUCAACCGUGGCUAAUGACGGUUGGGAAAGGCAAGGCUAAUCGUCGUCGUUUUAGAGGAGUUCGAGAAGGUAGUGUGUCAGAAAAUGUCGAAUAUUUUGUAUUUUGUCAGUGCAAAGAUGGUAAUUUCGAUGCUUAUCCGGUAAAUGCUUGGUACAAGAUGAAACCGGAAAUAAGUUAUCGUUUUCUUCGAGAAGAUGAAGCUGAAGCAGAAUAUAGCCGCCUACAUAAAACCCUCAACUUAUUUAACGUUAUGGUUAAACGGAAACUCACCGAUAACGUUAGCGACGAUGAAUCAAACAUGGACCGGGAAAUCUCGAAGGGUUUAAAAUUUCUAGCUUCUCUAGGAGACUCCAAUUCAAAUCAGCGAAAUUCAACAGAAGUAAAAACGAAGGAUCUGAAGCCUGAAAACUCUUUAAAGCUUACUGAUUUGGAAGAAUUGGACAGUGGUAGUGAGGCUGAUGAUGACGAUGAUGAAGAUGAUCUGGAUGAUGAUAAUCGCUUGAAAAAUCUGAACGCCGAUCCAACCAAAGCAGAAGAAGGCCCAAGUUCUAGUAAAGGGAAAGGUCUCUUGUUUCAAGAUCCUGAUGAUCGUAAUAAAGGUAGUUUACUAAAGACGUCCGAACGCACUCGCCUUGCUAAAAAGAAGCAGCGUGCAGUUGCUAUUGUUACAAAAAUGAGACGUGGUGUUAAAAGGCGUAAACGAAAAAUUAUUAACAUGGGCUCCUCAGAUGAAGAAGAUGAUCCAGACGAAGAAGCACAAGAUGAGAGUGAAUUAGACGAUCAUGAAGGAGACGAAGUAGAUUACAUGACUAAUUCAUCAUCAGAUGAAGAGAAAUUAUCUAGCGAAGAACGCGAGAAAAUAUAUGAAGAAACUGGGGUUGAUGAGGAACUCGCCCUGAAAACCCUACUUACUGACAUCAGUAGUGAAGAAGAGGAAAAAUCUGAAGAUGACAUGCAAGACGUGGAGGAAAAUCCACCUGUUGAUGAUGAGGAUAAUAUCUCUUCUAAAAGACGUAGUGAGAUAGUUGAUAUAAAAAAAUCUCAAAGAAAUGAUUUCCAAAAGGGUAUAAAACAGUCAAUAUCCAUUCAUAAUUCAGAAGAUGAUAGAUUAGAGGCCUCUGCAAAAUCUCAUCGUAGUCAUAAAAAACGUCAAGACAACGACAAUGACAGUGGAUCUUCAUCAAGUUCGAGUUCUUCAUCAGCUGAUGAUUCCUCUACAUAUUCUUCCUCUGAUUCCGACCUUGACAACCGACUUAAAUCAAUACAGAAAAAUGCGAAAAAGGCGGAAGUGUUGCAAAAGCUCUCAGAAACCAUUCAUGCACCUUCACUUUCAUCUGGAAUUAAUAGUGGUAGCAGUUCAAUUGACACUCAACCAGUAAGCUGUGGCAAUAAUUCGAAUUUAAAACGUUUACCUACUGAUUUAUCUGCGUCUGUUAAUUCAGACCCCUCAACAGAUUCACCUGCUGCAAAAAAAUUACGAAAUGACACACCAUCCGGUACAUCAACAAUUUCAACUGACAAUGAAUUAGUAAAUACUGUACGCAAAUACUUAAUGAGAAAGCCUAUAACAGUUAGAGAAUUAUUAAAGAAAAUUCGUCUACGUAAAUUGGUUGGUAAAAAUGAAGAUGCACAAACAGUAUUGGCCAAUGUAUUACGUCAGCUUAGACCUAUCAAACAGACAAUUAAUGGACAACAUGCUUUAUCUUUAAAACAUUAAUUGUCUGAAACAAAGUUCCUAUUUUUUUAAAAAUGCAUGUAUAAACAUUGCUUCUUCUUUUUCUAGUUAUAUUUAUAUAUUUUUAAUAAUGAAAUAUAUAUAUAUAUAUAUAUAUAUAUAUAUAUAUAUAUGUAUAUAUAUAUAUUUGUACACAAGAAAUGUACAUUUAUUUUUUAGUAACUUAUUUGAACAUAUUCAUUGUGUGUUCUUUAAUAAAUAAUUUUCGGAACAA